Messenger RNA from Dacryopinax primogenitus, 1239 nucleotides. RefSeq names its product S-adenosyl-L-methionine-dependent methyltransferase. NCBI's taxonomy places the organism in Eukaryota, Fungi, Basidiomycota, Dacrymycetes, Dacrymycetales, Dacrymycetaceae. The transcript has 4 exons. The record is from RefSeq and is a predicted model, not a curated record. The coding region runs from base 1 to 1239 and encodes 412 amino acids.
AUGGCAGCAUACUAUAUACUAGGCGUACACCGUACUGUUCUCAUCACCGCACUCUUCAAUAUACUCACAGCGUACGCCUUCCUCGCCCUGCUCAAGCAACACACACAUCCCAGCCCACUCUCUCUCGAAUUCCCCACCCUCUUAGCCUACCUCUCUACUCCAACAAUAUCCAUUCUCCACCCACUCACACUUCCCGCACUCCUCCCACCCGAAUAUCCAAAACUACUCCGACUUGCAGCUGCUGCACUCGCUUGCCUCGUCGCUUGGAGACAGUACCUUCCAGAGCCAUACGGUUUGCACCACGUACAGCUGAACGAAUCCGGUGCGGAAUGGGGGAACAUGGGAUUAUGGGAGCCUGGAAGGGCUGGCUUCGAGCGUGCAGCAGAGGCACUCGCGUUGCGUGUUAUCGCUGCAGGGAGGUGUAAGAAAGGAGGAAAGGUACUCGACGUUGGACAUGGCACAGGCGACUCUCUUCUCCUUCAUCUCCAGCAUCCAAGCGUUCCUCGACCCUCCCUCCUGGUGGGUAUAACCUCCCUUGCCGAGCAACACACGCGCUCUCACUCUCGUCUGCGAACCUACGCCCUUCCCUCCUCAUCCACCACCGUCCGGCUCUUCCAGGGCGACGCUAUCUCCCGUCCUCCCCUCUUCGCGCCGGUACUAUUCGGUCACUACGCAAAAGGCAAACACGAACACCCCCUGUACUGGGACUCCAGUUUCCCGCUGUUCGACAGCAUCCUCUCCAUCGACAGCGCAUACCACUAUUCCCCCCGCGCGGCCUUUUUCUCCCAGGCCUUUCGCCGCCUCGCACCAGGUGGAACACUUGCACUCGCCGACGUUCUCUUCGCUCCUCCGGAAGAGACCAGUCUGGGACAACGGGCAGCACGCGAGGGGCUCGCAGCCCUUAUGUCCGUCCCCCUCACGAACCUCGUCCAGGAAUGCGAGUACACGUCCCAGCUGCAGCGACUCGGGUUCACCGACGUGCGGAUCGAGGAUGUCACCCCGAGCGUCUUUCCCGGGUUUGGGAAGUAUCUUGCUAGCCGGGGGGGCGCGUGGGCGGGGUUCGCAAAUGUUGUAACAUGCUGGAGGUGGGCGGGUGCUAGGGUUGUGCUUGAUGCACCCCCCCUCCCCCGGAAGACGCCCAAGACCGUCAACAAGAACGAGAAAGUCAAUAAGUGGGACCUCCUGACAUACGAGGAGUGUGUCACAAUCCUUGCGAAGUAUGAUCGGCUGGCUGGCUAG